Molecule: messenger RNA, 1917 nt
Organism: Malania oleifera
Lineage: Eukaryota; Viridiplantae; Streptophyta; Magnoliopsida; Santalales; Ximeniaceae
Product: laccase-12-like
Exons: 6
Coding region: 246-1667 (473 amino acids)
Biological process (GO): lignin catabolic process
Cellular component (GO): apoplast
Molecular function (GO): hydroquinone:oxygen oxidoreductase activity; copper ion binding
Source: RefSeq, a predicted model, not a curated record
UUCUACUUGGAUUCUUCAUUUUCUCUGCUUUCCUAGCCUCCUUUGCAGAUGCAGAGAUUCACUACUAUGAGUUUGUUAUAGAAGCAAAGCCAGUGAAGAGGCUGUGCAGGAUCCGUGAGAGGGUGACGGUGAAUGGGCAAUUUCCAGGGCCAACAUUGGAAGUAAGAGAUGGAGACACUCUUGUCAUCAGAGCCAUCAACCUCGCUCAAUACAAUGCCACCCUUCAUUGGCAUGGGAUUCGUCAAAUGCGGACGCCGUGGGCUGAUGGGCCGGCAUAUGUGACACAGUGCCCAAUCCAACCGGGCGGUUCAUACACUUACCGGUUCACCAUCGAGAAGCAGGAGGGAACACUCUGGUGGCAUGCUCAUGUGUCCUGGCUUAGGGCUACUGUUUAUGGAGCUCUCAUCAUCUACCCCAAAUUAGGCUCUUGCUACCCAUUCCAAAAGCCCGUCAAGGAAUUCCCCCUUCUUCUUGGAGAAUGGUGGAAUAGGAAUCCCCUUGACGUCGUAAGACAAGCAACUUUCACAGGAGCGCCUCCAAAUGUGUCCGAUGCAUUUACCAUCAAUGGUCAACCUGGCGAUUUAUACAGAUGCUCUAGCAAAGGGACGGAGAAAUUUCUUGUGAAUUUUGGUGAGACAGUUCUCCUUAGAAUCAUCAACGCUGCACUCAAUCAACAGCUCUUCUUUGCCAUUGCGAACCAUGGACUAACAGUGGUGGGUGCUGAUGCUGCCUACACCAAGCCCUUCACCACAAGAGUUCUCAUGCUAGGACCUGGUCAAACCAUGGACGUUCUCCUGAAAGCUGAUCAAGCACCUCGUCGGUACUACAUGGCUGCUCGAGCCUAUGCCAGCGCUCAAAAUGUAGCUUUUGACAAUACGACAACCACCGCAAUCCUCAAGUACAACAAUGGGCUUCGCUCCACCCCAAUCCUCCCGCCACUGCCAGCCUACAAUGACACAGCCACUGUGACUGCAUUCACCAGCCAAAUAAAGAGUCCUUCUAAGGUUGAAGUCCCCACUAACAUUGAUGAGAACCUGUUUUUCACUAUAGGGUUAGGCCUUUUUAACUGCUCCCGCCCUAGUCCGAGGUGUCAAGGCCCUAACGGCACACGCUCCACUGCCAGCAUGAACAAUGUCUCUUUUGUGCUCCCAUCGAGGAGCUCCAUCUUGCAAGCGUACUACCAACGUAGACUGGGUGUCUUCAGCACAAACUUCCCACCCGUUCCACCAGUGCAAUUUGAUUACACAGGCAAUGUGAGCCGAAAUCUGUGGCAACCAAUACCAGGAACUGAGGUUCUGAAGUUGAAGUAUGGUUCUAGGGUUCAGCUUGUCUUGCAGGAUACAAACAUAGUCACAACAGAGGAGCAUCCCAUGCACCUUCAUGGAUACCAUUUCUACCUCAUUGCACAGGGUUUUGGAAACUUCAAUGCUCAAAGAGAUACAGCAAAAUUUAACCUCAUAGAUCCACCAUCAAGGAAUACCAUUGGAGUACCGGUUGGUGGAUGGGCAGUCAUCCGCUUCGUGGCUGAUAAUCCAGGGGUCUGGCUGAUGCAUUGUCACCUUGAUGUUCACCUGACUUGGGGACUAGCAAUGAACUUCGUAGUUGAAAAUGGAGUUGGAGAGCUGCAGUCCAUUGAGCCGCCUCCAGCAGAUUUGCCUCCAUGUUGAGAUCAUUGGCAGAACAUCUCCAGUGGUUACAUUUUCCCAAUAAAGACAAUUUUAUGCUUCUUUAGUCCUUGGUAUAGAAAUCUUUGCUUGCACUCAUUGUUGUCUGGGUUUCUCCCGUGUGACUGCUUUUGCAAUUGCAUAGUGCAGAUCUGAGCAAAAUGCUUCAUUAAGCAUUGGAUCUAGCACGUUCAUUGAUUGUUAUCGAUUUGUUUCUUACGAACAAUGAAAAAGACAGAUUUCAGGUUUGCAA